Molecule: messenger RNA, 3115 nt
Organism: Sinocyclocheilus grahami
Lineage: Eukaryota; Metazoa; Chordata; Actinopteri; Cypriniformes; Cyprinidae
Product: gamma-aminobutyric acid receptor subunit rho-2-like
Exons: 8
Coding region: 412-1611 (399 amino acids)
Biological process (GO): monoatomic ion transmembrane transport
Cellular component (GO): membrane
Molecular function (GO): transmembrane signaling receptor activity; extracellular ligand-gated monoatomic ion channel activity
Source: RefSeq, a predicted model, not a curated record
AUAUACAGACAGCUGUGGGAAAGGCGUGUAUGCCCACCGCUGAUGCCAUGUGGUCAAAGCAGCUGUGCAGCUGAUAACCAAUGACAGGCAGAAGACGCCGCGCGGAGCUGCGGCAUGCGUCGCGUCGCGCCGCGCUGAUAUUUAAACCAUCCACACAUCGCGCAUGCCAGAGAUGCGAGCUGCAGCGAUUUCUGCGCCGAGAGCGGAAAGAUGCUGCCUUUCCCGAGUCACCGAGUUCAUGGAUUAAGCUGGAUUUCUGGACACACCUGUAGAUUUCUCACCUGCUCUGCAUAAUGCCUUAUCUGAGACAGUUCCUGAUUUCAGUGCUCUUCCUGGGCUCGUUUGGGGAAUGCUGGAAUAAACACACCACGAGAGAGAGGAGGUGGACAGGAGCUGUGGAAACUCAGAAGCAUGGGACGUCCUGCUAUUCCAGUGGGAGUUGAUGUACAAGUGGAAAGCUUGGACAGUAUUUCAGAAGUUGACAUGGAUUUUACUAUAACAUUAUACCUGAGACACUACUGGAAGGAUGAGCGCUUGUCUUUCGCCAGCACCACAAAUAAAAGCAUGACUUUCGACGGGCGCUUGGUGAAGAAGAUCUGGGUUCCUGAUGUCUUCUUCGUCCACUCUAAAAGAUCUUUUAUUCAUGACACCACCACAGAAAAUAUCAUGCUGAGAGUGUUCCCUGAUGGUCACGUUCUUUACAGCCUGAGGGUCACGGUUACAGCAGCCUGCAACAUGGACUUCAGCCGUUUCCCGCUGGAUUCACAGACCUGCACUUUGGAGUUGGAGAGCUACGCCUACACGGAUGAGGAUCUGAUGCUGUACUGGAAAAGUGGAGAUGAGUCUUUGAGUAUAGAUGACAAAAUCUCUCUCUCUCAGUUCCUCAUUCAGAAGUUUCACACUACCUCUCGGCUGGCUUUCUACAGCAGCACAGGAUGGUACAACCGCCUGUAUAUAAACUUUACGCUUCACCGCCACAUCUUCUUCUUCCUGCUGCAGACUUAUUUCCCAGCCACACUUAUGGUUAUGUUGUCAUGGGUGUCGUUCUGGAUUGAUCGCAGGGCUGUUCCAGCCAGAGUUUCAUUAGGUAUCACCACGGUGCUGACCAUGUCCACCAUCAUCACUGGGGUGAACGCCUCCAUGCCCAGAGUCUCCUACAUCAAAGCUGUGGACAUUUACCUGUGGGUCAGUUUUGUGUUUGUGUUCCUGUCCGUCUUGGAGUAUGCAGCAGUCAACUAUCUGACCACGGUCCAGGAGAGGAGAGAGCGUAAGCUCAGAGAUCGAGCAGUUAGAGAGCAGUCAUUGCCCUGCACCUGCGGUAUGUCCCACACCAGGACCAUGAUGUUAGAUGGGACCUACAGCGAGGCUGACACCAACAGCUUGGCUGGCUACACAGAAGCUCCCAUGGUUCCUGAGGAUGUGGUGCCAGAGAAACAGGAGCACAUGGUGGUUCACCUGUCAAUGAGCAGCGAGUCCACCAUCACCAAGAAAAAGGGCAUCCGCGCCUUACGCAUUAUGCAGAACACGCAUGCCAUUGAUAAGUACUCCCGCAUGAUCUUCCCGGGAGCCUAUAUAAUUUUUAAUAUUAUUUACUGGUCGGUGUAUUGCUGAUCGUUCUCCAGCUACAUCCAUCUUUUACUCUUUUUUUGGACUUAUGGCGGUUUUAUACAACCAUCCUUGACUUUUUGAUGCACAUCAAACAUUGGCUCAUGUGAGACCAGAUUGCAGUUACCUUUGUCCCUUUUCAUGCGCAAAAAGACUGAGAGAAAGAGGGUUGUCUGUGCCAGUUGAGUGCUUCUUAUAGGCCUUUUCAGGUUUAUGACAAAUUAACUGUAAAACACUUAUCAGACUUUGUACGGGCUUAUGUGUUUUCUCUUCAUGUUUGCGUCAUUGGACUAUUAAGUAUGUAAAGAGCAAGAAAGUCUGGUGUUAGCUUCUCUUUUAAAAGUGUACUAAUACAUUUUUUCCACUGUUUUAUAGCUAAAAAAAUUAUUAGUUUUAACAAAUAUGUUUUACACUCACAUGAGAUCCAGUCAUAUCAUUUGCCUAUAAAAUACAGAUGUAAAUGCAUAAUGUGGGUUUCACCCUCAUAGGGUCCGCUAUGUUGAGAUCACAGGAUUAGCUGUGUUGUGCAAUUUAACAAUAAGUUUAGAUAUUUAUUUAUUUAUAUAGCAUAUAUUUAUACAGUUUUGCAGUGCUCAAGGUGCUCUUCAAAAUUAAACAAAACGGACAUAAAACAAACCAAAUACAAUAUAAAUAUUAAAGACACAACUUAACAAAGUUCCUAAAGUUAACAUACAAAAAUAAUCUAUGAAAAAGAACAGAAAUAAGAAAUUAAACAGCUCUGAUGUAAAGUGGCAGUGGUUAAUAAAAUGUAAUGCAUUCACAAAUUAUUUAGUGCACCUUUAAGUCUGUCUGCUUAUCUGCACAAUGUCCAGUUUUAUUUCAUUUAGGCAAGACAGUUUGUUUACUCAUACUCAUUACUCACUCAUGUUAAUAUAUUGUAAUUACCAGUAACAAGAAAGAAUAUUCCUUCAGUUAGAGGUUUAUUUGGAUGUGUGUGUGUGUGUGUGUGUGUGUGUUUGAGAGUGUAUUUGAAAGUGUAUUUGAUACCAUUAUAUCUCUUAUGCAAAAUAAAUCUGUAUGUCUUUACUGUGGCUCAUCUUCAUGCAUGUUAGUUUUAUUGAUUACACAAUAUUAUAUCAGUUAUACUACAACCUGAAUUUGCCAUUAUACCUUAUAAGAUUUGAGUAAAAAGCUUGUUCAUGUGGGCAGUCAGUGCAGGCAAAAGUUUAGUUUGUGAUUCAAUGGUCUUGAAUACAAUUUGAAGCUGCUUUGCGUGCAACAUCAAACACUGAAGGCGAUGGUUCAUUUUGGUGGGAUGAUUUUAGUGCACAUGCAGGCAUCACAUGCAAAAUGUUCAAAUACCUCUUACUGUAAAUGAAAAAACUGUGAGCUCUAUGAUGUGCUUGAAGUUCAUGUUUACACCGUAUUUGAAAGAUCAUCAUGGAAACAGUACCACUUCAUAAGAUGUUUCUGUAAUUGUUGAAAUGUUAAGAAUGUAAUGUUGACCAGAAUAAGGUGCACUAAUUAAACAUUUGUAAAAUAUAUUAUG